Trematosphaeria pertusa is the source of this 2628-nucleotide messenger RNA. RefSeq names its product pathway-specific nitrogen regulator. The record is from RefSeq and is a predicted model, not a curated record. Bases 1 to 2628 code for a protein of 875 amino acids. The transcript is spliced from 5 exons. Lineage: Eukaryota; Fungi; Ascomycota; Dothideomycetes; Pleosporales; Trematosphaeriaceae. Gene Ontology annotation, molecular function: DNA-binding transcription factor activity, RNA polymerase II-specific; DNA binding; zinc ion binding. Gene Ontology annotation, biological process: regulation of DNA-templated transcription; DNA-templated transcription.
AUGGACAUCUCCACGGGAAUCCCCAGCGAGGCCGACGCGCCGCCCAACAAGGGACGCCGCAAGGGCAAGAAGGACGGCGCCAACGACGACGGCAACAAGAAGCGCAGAUGCAUUUCCAGCGCCUGCGUGCCGUGCCGGAAGCGCAAGAGUAAAUGCGAUGGGACCACGCCCGCCUGCUCCGCCUGCGCCGCCGUCUACAACACCGAGUGCGUGUACGACCCGAAUUCGGACCAUCGCCGGAAGGGCGUGUACAAGAAGGACAUCGACAACCUGAAGACGCGCAAUUCGACCCUGCAGACCCUCAUACAGGCCAUUCUCAACUACCCCGAGGACGAGGUCGCCGCGCUGGUGCAGCAGAUACGGACGUGCGAGAGCCUGGAUGCCGUCGCCGAGGCCAUUAUCGCGCGCGAGAACGGCGAGGAGGUGGAUGAUGAGCAGGUCUCGCCGUUUGCGAGUCCCGCGCUUGCCGCGCAGCCCACGUUUGAGUCGCAGCUGUCGGGCAAGAUGGGCGAGCUGAGGCUCGAGGACGGGUCGACGCGGUACAUUGGCGGCACGUCGCACUUGAUCUACCUGGGCGCCGGCAACGAGGAGGCGGAUUCGCCCGCCAACUACUCGAAUCUGGAGCAGUUCCAGCAGACCGAGGACCCGCUGACGUCGUGGACCACCGUUACUUCGGACCCGGAGCUCGUGCGCCAUCUGAUCAAUAUGUACUUUUGCUGGCAUUACAGCUUCUUCACCACGCUGUCCAAACACCUGUUCUGGAAGGAGUUUCAGAUGGGGAAGCCGCCGCCGGGAUCGAGACGGAAAACGGAGUAUUGUACGCCGCUGCUGGUGAAUGCGAUGCUGGCGCUGGGUUGCCAUUUCACGUCGUGGCCGGCGGCGAGAGCUGUGCGCGACGAUUCUGCGACGGCUGGAGAUCACUUCUUCAAGGAGGCGAAGAGGCUGAUACUGGAGGGCGACUUGCACGAAGUUCCGGCGUUGACGACUGUGGAAGCUCUGGCGCUGAUGUCGGUUCGGGAAGCAGGGUGCGGGAGAGAAGCGAAGGGCUGGGUAUACAGCGGGAUGAGCUUCCGGAUGGCCUGCGACCUGGGGCUAAACCUCGGCAUGGCGAGUAAAGAGGGUAUAGACGAGGCUGAAGAGGAUGCGAGGAGAAUAACAUUCUGGGGCUGUUUCUUGUUUGACAAGUGCUGGUCGAAUUACCUCGGACGCCUACCGCAGCUGCCAAAUACUAUAGUGACGGUGCCGAAAUUUGAGGUCUUCCCCGUUGAGGAUUCCGAGACGUGGUCUGCGUACACGGAUUCUGGAGUCAGCCAGGCACAUUCUCAGCCUUCUCGGACACGAGCAGUGGCACUCCAGAUAUCGAAACUUUGUGAGAUCUCCAGCGACUUAAUGAACUACUUCUACAACCCGAUUGACAUGGACAAGGCAAAGGGGAAGCAGGCUGAGCUUAAGAAACUAAGCGACAUCCAUCAGCGGCUGGAGACCUGGAGACGGGAACUUCCAAAGGAGCUGGAACCCAAAGAAGGCGGCUUGCCCCAUAUGCUUGUGAUGCACAUGUUCUUCCAACUCCUCUACAUCCACCUUUUCCGACCCUUCCUCAAGUAUAACCCGAAUAACUCUCCACUACCUGCUCAUGUAUCUCCCCGGAAGCUCUGCACACAAGCUGCCGCCAUGAUCUCCAAGCUCCUCCGACUCUACAAGCGGUCCCACGGUCUACGCCAGAUCUGCAACAUCGUGGUAUACAUCGCCCACUCCGCUUGCACUAUCCACCUCCUCAACCUCCCCGAGAAGAACGCGCGUCGCGAUAUUAUCCACGGCGUCAAGCACCUCGAGGAGAUAGCAGAAGGGUGGCUCUGCGCCCGCCGCACCCUCGGCAUCCUCAGCGUGCUCGGCAAGCGCUGGAAAGUCGAGCUCCCUGAAGAAGCGACCACCGUCCUCGCCCGAACAGACGCCAAAUUCGGCCCCUGGACCGACGUCAGCACGCCCAGACCGGUGAAGUCCCUCGAACCAACCCAACAACCCAUCGAAGAUGCGCAGCAGACGCAGACGUCUCCAGCGCUACAACCCUACAGCAUGUCCCUCGCCAGCACGGCAACCCAAUUCUUCGACCGCUCCGGCAACUCUCUCUCCAUGUCUUCCCAAGCAGAAGCAGCCCAUCGUACAUCCGAGGCACGUUCCCUGCCCCCCAACGACGCAAACCCCCUCGCUUACCCUCGCGCACAGCGCCAGCCCGCAGACCUGCAGCAGCAAUCCGGCUCCACCGCCGCCACGCCCGCCUCCACCCAGGGCCGCCAGUCCAUCGACGCCGCAUCUUCCUCCGGCAACUCGCCCUCCCAGCUCUUCGGCGGCGUCGACCAGCUCAUCCGCGAGGGCCAGGACUGGUGGCUCCGCGACCAGAACCAACUCGCCGUCGGCUUUGACAACUGGAACUACAACGCCGACGAUAUUGCGAGCUGGUUUGCUAGCCAGGCUGGCGGCGCGAUUGGGAGUCCCGGGACGACUGGGGGUGGGUUUGCGACGAGUCCGGUUUUGGCGAAUGGAGCGGGGGCGGAUGGUGGGGGCUUGAAUGGCGUUAAUGGGCUGUAUGGCGGAGGCAUCCCGUAUAAUGAGCAGGACUGGUAUCAGUGA